AUUCAGUUGACACAACCAUGGCAACUGUGUGUUUUUGUUUUUGGUGCUGACAAAUGGCUACAAAGGAAUAAGAAAACAAAUUUUUUGACGGAAUCAAUCACACUCGUACAUUAAACAUUUCUUAUAAAAACGUAAAUUUUAUUUACUGGACCAAACAAAAUAAAUUAUGGAUAGAUUCCGAUUAAGCAUAAGUCUAAAAAAUAAUAAUUAAAAAUAUAAAUACAAACCAAAAAUGAUUAAAAAGCAAAUAAGUCUACGGAAAUGUUUUUGUUACUGUUGUGUUUGUUGGAAAAAACGAUACAACUUUGAUUCGGAAAGCCGAGAUUUAAAGAUUCUUCUUCUGGGCUUGGAAAAUGUUGGAAAAACCGAAAUUGGCUACAUACUUGCAGGAAAGAAGAGAACCCAUUACCAUACAACUAAUGGUGUUCAAUGCUUUAAGACCCAAUUGGCUAAGUGCUCACUGUCCAUAACAGAAGUUGGAGGCAAUAGACAAAAUCAAAAAUUAUGGCAUAAUUAUUAUUGUAGAACAAUGGGAUUAAUAUUUUGCUACGAUAUGUCAAUUGACAUUCAAAAACUCCAAGCAACGUUUCAGAUGUUUAAUAAAAUUGCUUCCCACCAAUUUAUGCGUGGAAAAGUCAUUCUUUUGAUUGGUACCAAAUCAGAUUUAGCAAAUGACACAAUUCAAUUAUAUGAUGUUGAAAAUGCGUUUGCUCUCGAAAAACUAGCAAACCAAUACUUAAUCAAUAUAAAAUCGAUUCAUUUCAAUCCGCAAGAAUUAGGAAAUCUCUGGAAUGGUAUCGAAUGGUUAGCCAACAAUGUAAUUAUAAAUUAUAAAAAUUUAAAAUAUCGAAUAGAGAAUGAUAGUAAAAUUGAGAAGAUAUUGAAAAAGCAACAAUACGAUCCAGUUAAGAGAGCAUUCAGUCUUGCACGUCGAAGACCAAAAACAGCGCCAGCUUUUAACAAUACAUCAGUCCACAAAAGUGUUCCUUUCAUUUUGUCCAGCAACACAUCCGAAAUUGCAAAUGUUUUUCGAGUAGCCGAACAAGUGCCAUCUUUUUCCAAUAAUAAUAUCAGUUAAACAUCUAUUGUUUUUUUAUUAUUAAAAAACUUAAUGUUUUUCUUUGAAAUCUUAAAAAUAUAAUUGUUUGACAGUU
Molecule: messenger RNA, 1154 nt
Organism: Eupeodes corollae
Lineage: Eukaryota; Metazoa; Arthropoda; Insecta; Diptera; Syrphidae
Product: ADP-ribosylation factor 6
Exons: 4
Coding region: 233-1078 (281 amino acids)
Biological process (GO): receptor localization to non-motile cilium; non-motile cilium assembly
Cellular component (GO): non-motile cilium; ciliary membrane
Molecular function (GO): GTP binding; GTPase activity
Source: RefSeq, a predicted model, not a curated record